This is a messenger RNA of Osmerus eperlanus (European smelt), 6090 nucleotides long. RefSeq lists its product as uncharacterized. Lineage: Eukaryota; Metazoa; Chordata; Actinopteri; Osmeriformes; Osmeridae. The record is from RefSeq and is a predicted model, not a curated record. Gene Ontology annotation, cellular component: nucleoplasm; cytosol. Gene Ontology annotation, molecular function: protein binding; cytoskeletal adaptor activity. Gene Ontology annotation, biological process: positive regulation of actin filament polymerization; actin filament bundle assembly; actin crosslink formation.
CGUUAGCUCAUUGUUAUUCUGCCCGAGUGAAUGAGGGAGGGAGAGAGAGGGUAUAGCCUAGCGAGGCAGAGAGUGAAAGAGAGGGUACAUUGUCAGAGGGAGGGAGAGUGGCUGAGAGGUUCGGGUCCUGCGGUUCUAACGGUGGGGAGCGGCUGGGUUCAGUUGGUCCGGUGGUGAUUUUACAGGCCGGGGUGUGCGCGUGAAGGCAUGUUGAUAAUCGGCUCAACAAUGAGGAGAGGUACAGAACGGCACCAAAAAUCUGACCCCGAUUCGUGUGAGUAAAGGGUGAAAGAGGGAAGGAGAGAGGAAAAAGUGGAGAGAGAGAGAGAGAGAGAGAGAGAGAGAGAGAGAGAGAGAGAGAGAGAGAGAGAGAGAGAGAGAGAGAGAGAGAGAGAGAGAGAGAGAGAGAGAGAGAGAGAGAGAGAUGAGAGAGAGAGAGAGAGAGAGAGAGAGAGAGAGAGAGAGAGAGAGAGAGAGAGAGAGAGAGAGAGAGAGCAGCCAAAGGGUGGAGGGGCAGACUUAGAUUUAGUGCGCUGGUGGGUGAAACAUCCCCCACUAACAGAGGGAAAGUAAUGGAAAGAAAAGACGUGUUCAUGAACAAUCAGUCUCGCGGCAUUUUGUCAUCGGCGUUUCGAUAAUGAGUUCGGGAAAGGGGUUUGUCUGCUGUUGUAAAGCCUAAGGCUCUUGACUCGAGGGAAACGGAGAGGACAGCACCUGUCUAACACACACAGACACACACACACACACACUCACUCACUCAUACACACCACGGACGAGAAGCAGCAUGUCACGCACUGAAGAGGUCAACAAGAUGACGGAAAAUGUGUAUAAGGGGAUUCUGGACCAGUUCAACCCCAGUCUUAAGAACUUUGUGACCAUGGGGAAACACUAUGAGAAAGCUCUGACUGGGGUAACAGUGGCUGCCAAGGGCUACUUCGACGCUCUGGUGAAACUGGGAGAACUGGCCAGCGACAGUCAGGGGUCCAAGGAACUGGGAGACACUCUGUUUCAGAUGGCGGAGGUUCACAGGCAGAUUCAGGUGCAACUGGAGGAUGUGUUGAAGCUCUUUCACUCCGAGUUGCUCACUCAGCUGGAACAGAAGUUGGAACUGGAUAUCAAAUACCUAACAGCCACGCUGAAGAAGUACCAGUCUGAGCGAAAGUCGAAGACUGAGUCUAUCGAACGCUGUCAGUCUCAGCUGAAGAAGCUUCGCAGGAAGAGUCAGGGCAGUCGUCACCCCAACAAGUAUGGAGACAGAGAGAUGCAGUACGUUGAGCUGAUGAGCCGUCGACAGGGCGAGCUGGACACCCUCGUUGCCGUGGGCUACCGCUCGGCCCUGACGGAGGAGAGGAGGCGUUACUGUUUCCUGGUGGACAGACAGUGUGCCGUUACCAAGCUGCUCAUCAACUACCACUGCAAGGUGAGAGAGCUCCUGUCUCAGAAGCUGUCGUCGUGGCAACUGUCCUGCUCCCAGCCCACGCGCUUGCCGGAGCGGGCGUUGAACCUGCUGCGCCACACCGCCCCGCAGGGCCCCGGGGCUUCUGGGAUAGCGGAGCUCCUUCGCCACGCCAAACUGGGCACCGCCCAGCCAGAGCAGAGGUUGUCAGUACAGGAAGUCCCUCCCCUGUCAAAUGGAGACUCAAGCGGUCGCUCCCAGCAACAGCGUCCGCUCCCCCCCUCCUCUCAGAGUGACUCCCCGCCCCCUCAGCGCUCCCCCGGGCCCCAGACCUUCCGCCCCCUCCCCGCCUCCGGGGGCGCCACAGGGGGAGACCCCCCCCAACAUAGCAGCUCACCCAUCAGCGCUACAGCUAGCCCCCCUGCCAACAGCUCCACCAGUGCUAACCCCAGCCUGGCUACAUCCACCCCGACGUCCUCUGGGGUUUCCAGUCAGUCCCAGCAGAGCCCUCUGCUGCUGGCCACCAGCAUCUCCAACCUGUCCCCCAGUCUCAUCCCCUCCACAGUGCUCUCCCUCAGCCAGGUCUCCCCAGCUUCCCACAGCUCUCUGCACGGCCUCACCCUCCCUCUGUCCCAGAGUGCCCCCCACAGUCCUCCACUGCCCCACAGUGCACCUCUCUCCAGGGCCAUGACCCCUGUGCUCUCCCCGCACCAGCACGGGGCCCUCAGCGGAGGAUACGCCCCGUCUCCAUCCCAUAAUGCCACGCUGAUGAAAGCGGCGGAGGUGUAUGCCACGGCCACGUUGCCGUUGCCCAGGAGACCCGCCAGCGAGGCGCGGAUGAGUGGCUUUAUGGGCUCCACUCUCCCCAGAGUGCUCCCCCUCUCCGGGCCCACGCGUGUGGAGGCCAUGUUCCCCCACGGCCCCGGGGGGUCAGAGGGUAGCGGAGGGGGCGGGUCCUGCUUACUUCACUUCCUCCCUGGCGAUGGCAUCCACCUCCUCAUCUCUGAGCCCAGGGACGGUUGGCACUACGGUCAGAAUGAGCGGACUGGACGAAAAGGCUGGUUCCCGUUCUCCUACACUCAGCCGUACCAGAGCACCCUGGACCGCCUGGACCACAGCUCCCUGCUGCUGUACAAAGCCAACAGCACCAGCACAGGCCAGCUGGACAAGCUGGUGUCCCCUUCCCUCACCCCAGAGUCCGAGGAGGAGCACUCCAUACCCCCACAGAGGGUCAGCACCUUCCGUCCGCGUCCUUACAGCAUGGCCGACACUAACCCAGUCAGCCUGAGGGCCAAGGGCACUGGUCCAGGGCCAGAGUGGACUGGACCUGCUUACCGACCCACCCUGUCGAUGCUAAUGCAAGAGCUCACCUCAGACUUUGGCUCUCCGCCUCCCUCUCCGACCAGGACCAAUCCAUUUGCUCAUGUUCGACUCAGGAAAACGGUGACCAACGAUCGCUCGGCACCAAUCAUCGAGUAGGACAGAGCCUCUGGGAGCCAAUGGAGAGCCAGUGAAACAUUCAGAUGUAUUUUCAUUUUGUUCUCAGUAUGGAUGCAAAUCAGUGACAUAAUGUUUUUAAUUUUAAAAGGUAUUGAAUAUUUAAUAUUGAAACACCACCGAAUUUGUUGGUUUUGAAUUCAUCUCUUUAAAAUUGAAAUACCUAUUUAUUUCAAUGUUAAAAAUAAAAUUCAGGUUGCUCAAAUUUGAACAGUAAAAUUCAGAUCCCAAAAAGUCAAACUAAAAAAAUUCAAGCUUCAGAAAUUAAAAUAGAAGUAAAUUCAGGCUGCUCAAAUUCGAAUUGUGAAAUUCAGAUCCAAAAAAUUAUCCCAUCAUUCAACAUGAUGGGAUACCAAGGAAUUUAUUGCCUCAAACCGGACCUCUCUCCUCAGACCCCGGUCUGUGAUUGUAUGACUGAUCUGCAUGUAAGUAUGUUUGCUACACCUGGAUGAGAGGGGCCUGAGGAGAGAAUUUGAGCAACCUGAAUUUCCGAACCUUGAAUUUUUGGAUCAGACUUUUUUUUUUACAUUGAAUAAAUAAAUAUUUCAAUUUUAAAGAGUUGAAUUCAAAACCCCCAAAAUGGGUGGUGUUUAAAUUUCAAUAUUAAGUAUUCAAUGCUUUUAAAAUUCAAAACAUUGUCACUGAUUUACUCAGAGGUCAAUUGCUAUAUUGAGCCUAACAUGGAACGUUGAAAUGAACAUAUUAUGGUGAUUCAAUUUGAUUUUAGUUUUAGGAUGUCUUGGUUUUAAGUGUUAAAAGGUGCCACAGGCUAGUCAUGAUAACACAUUUGAGAGCUGAUCUACACCAGUUCGAUGAAUGAAAUCUCAACACAUGGACAGGUCUAAGUUGGUUGUAUUGUAGAGUCAAAAGCCAAUUACAUUUUGGAACAAACUUAAGCUUUAUAACAAUAAAUGAUCAUAGUCAUUAAACUGGUGGAUCAUAGAAGGAAAAUAUAUUGUGCCUAUUGUUGACAGCUAUCGGAGAAAUACAAAAAAAGAGUAAAAAGAUUGAAUUAAAUUAAAUUAAAAAAUCCCCUGAUUAACGUGAAAAGGUUUGAGACAUAUAGCCACAGAUUAUAAAUUAUGUUUGUGGUGUUAAGUAACAGACAUCUGAUUUCACCAUCUACUUUAUUUAGUUAGAUGAUUCAGCACUAACAUGAAAAAAACAUGGUGCGUUUCUGCGUCAUCUAUUAUGUUACCUUUUGUGUAUUAUUUUACAACAGUUUUCUUUCUUUCACAUUUUAUUCAUUUUUACAUUUUUCACAAACUUCAACCAUUUUUUAAAUAUCCUUGCUAGUUCCUAUUUAUGGUGUUCCGUAGUUGCGGUUCUAGUUAGAAUGUGGUUUCAGGGACUGAUUCUUGAUGGCAGGAUCUAUUGGCAGUAAUAGCUCAUAUGUAUGCUAUCAUGUUUUGUUUUCAUUUUCAAGUGUUUUAUAAAAGGACAGGUUCCUAUUACAUGUUGACAUUAUGCAGGAUUCAUGCCUUGCUGUUUAUGCAGAAAUGGUAAAAUCACUGUUCUCUUCUGAUUAAGGUGUCCCGUGAACUUGAGAUGUGUUCAUGAACAACUUUUAAGUAUUUUGUUAAUCUAAAGUGUUUUUAAAAUCAAGAUGUUGUUGGAUUGGAAAGUUUUGCUCUUUGAAAUAACACCUACUUGGAGCACUUUUAGUUUUCUAACAGGGGAAACAAACAGAAAUGAGAAACCCUUGGCGAUGUGUUUGGUCUACAGAAAGAUGUUUCCAGAAGGAGGAGGAUGGAGCCUGUAUGAACUCUGUGGUAGAGAACGUGAACAUAGUUUGACAGAUGGAUGUGCUAAGGAACUGUGGUGAAUUAAGUGGAUGCUUUGCAUUACUUUAAGUAGGUCGGGGAAACUGGCAACAGGUUAAAGGAUUUACGUGAAAAAAUGUAAGGGUCUCAGCGCUUGUCUUUGCGUUUCACCAGUGUCUUCUCAAUUCAUUUUAUAAACUGAUUGUUGACACCUAGCUGAUCUUAGUUGCAUGUUUACCAAUGGCAAACUACACAGAACCUACCAGAAGGAUGUGAGGGUCAAGAGUGAUGAUAAGAUUGUGUUUACGGUGAAAGGAAUCUUAGGAAGUGAUGAAGAAUGUAUACGGGAAGUUGAAAAGUGUGUGAGCAAGUAUAUGUACAAGUAGUAUUUUUCGUCUCUUACUCUAAGAUCUCUGUUGUCGUGUCUUUUAGUAAAUCGGAGUUUGAAAAUAACGAUUUAAUAGAAAUGUGAAAAUUAGGAAUUUUAGAUAAGUUUUAGAUGUGUUUGUUUUGAUUUCCAAUUAUGUUAUACAUUAAAAUGUUUUUCCAGUAUUUACAUAUUGGCAAAGAAAUGAAACAAAUUUGUUCUUAUCUUUUGGUAACUUGUAGCAUUUCAUAAUAUUGCAUGCCAGUUUCCAAUGACAGCUGUUUUUCUAUUGGUAUUCUAACAGUUAGUAAAUAGGCUGAUUUGAAAAAGAAUGAUUGAUUAUAGUGAGAUCACACAUGUAUAAUGUAAAAAGUGCUCAAAUAUCUGAACUUACAUAACUAGCCUUAUAUCUUUCCUAACGUUGCACCUUUUAAAGGAGUCAAAACAUGCAAAUGUUGAAAACUGCCUUGUUAUUGUAGUCCUAUUUUCCCAACCUAUGUUGGAACAGACAAUUCUCUCAAGUCUACUCCAGUCAGUUCUGUUUUGAUUGUAAAUUGUAUGUUUUCAAAUCUUCAAAGGGUGGUUUUACCAACAGUGGCUUCAUAUCAAAAACUGUCUCAUCAGGUUUUCAAGGGCUGACUUUCAAAACAGCUGAUAUGUUCUGUCCUGACAGUAAAUUAUUCAACAUACAAAUUAAGUAAUUGCUAGGUAUUGGAACAGGCCCAACUAUGUUAGCAAAUGUUAGUUUUUUAAAGUAAAGAGCUAUGAGAGGUUGAGAUUAACCAGGGCACUGUUCAAGAAUAAGACAACUUUUAUUUAGAAUGUGUUGAUGGUUGCAUGGCUACAUCUGUUAAGCUCCCAAAGACGACAGUAUGAAAUAUCAAUGCUGAGUGUCCUUUGCCAGAUCUUGCAUUGAAUAGACUGAAUUGAUGGUCACAGUAACAUAAUUGUGAUGUUUUGGAAUCUCAACAUGUUAUUGUAGAGUACUGACUUGUACACAAGGUUCUUACAUGCAAUCAUUGUAUUUUUUGUUUUCAGAAGAAAUUUAAUAAACACUUUAAUUACUA